CACCCGGAAGAGAGGGGCCCGGCGGCGAUGGGGGACGGGGACGGGGCCGGUACCGGGGGCGAGCGGCGGGUCCGGAUCGUGGUGGAGUAUUGCGAGCCCUGCGGCUUCGAGCCCACGUACCAGGAGCUGGCGAGCGCCGUGCGGGAGGAGUACCCGGACAUCGAGAUCGAGUCCCGCUUGGGGGGCACCGGUGCCUUCGAGAUCGAGAUCAACGGGCAGCUCGUGUUCUCCAAGCUGGAGAACGGCGGCUUCCCCUACGAGAAGGACCUCAUCGAAGCGAUCCGCAGGGCGAGGAAUGGGGAGCCCCUGGAGAAAAUCACCUCCAGCCGCCCCCCCUGCACCCUCCUGUAGCCCCACGGCCUCCGAGCCCCCCC
Molecule: messenger RNA, 374 nt
Organism: Pezoporus flaviventris
Lineage: Eukaryota; Metazoa; Chordata; Aves; Psittaciformes; Psittacidae
Gene: MIEN1
Product: migration and invasion enhancer 1
Exons: 4
Coding region: 28-351 (107 amino acids)
Biological process (GO): negative regulation of apoptotic process; positive regulation of filopodium assembly
Source: RefSeq, a predicted model, not a curated record